AUGCGAUCAGUAGCAGCGGGUCGUUUAUUGUCUAGAACAGUUAAUAAUGAUUUAAUUGGUGCGCUGAAAAAUGAAAUUAUGGCUGAAAAACAACUAGAAAGAGAAAACCUUCGUGGUGAAGAAGCACCAAGAGUUUCUGGAUUCGAUAUUACUACUGAUGGAGCUAAUGUAUUGUUAAAAAAAUUGCAUAACAACGAAAAAAUCAAUGUUUAUCUUAAUGUCAAUCAUUCAGUAGAUAUGGAAGGCGAUGAAGAUGAGGUUCUUGUGAAACUUUUUCUAUUAAAUAGGCUUUUCAGUUACUUUUCAACCAAAACUAUCGAGGGUGUUCCUUUAGCUUUACCUUCAUUGACAAUCGAAAUAGUUAAAGAUAGUCAGCGGUUAUGCUUUUACCUUGAUUUAUGCGAGAAUGAAGAAGCAACGGAAGCAAACGAACGAUUUGAUUUUCGUGUGGCAGAAUUUUACAUUGCUCCAUUAACAGAAAAAGAAGGGGAUGGCGAAGUGGCGGAAUCAGUAUACUCCUCAUCUGGAAAAUAUAUUGACCCAACUUUGCAUGAUUUACUGUUCAAUCAUUAUCUGGCCGAGCGCGGAUUUAAUCAGAAAUUUUGCCGCGAGGUGGUGGAUUUUGCUACACAUUACGAGCAUUCUCAAUAUGUCAAGUUACUGACUGACAUCCAGUCCUUUGUGUCGAAAUGA
Messenger RNA from Thelazia callipaeda (thelaziosis nematode), 693 nucleotides. Lineage: Eukaryota; Metazoa; Nematoda; Chromadorea; Rhabditida; Thelaziidae. The record is from the annotation of a GenBank genome assembly.